UGUCACUCCUCGUUUGCUAUUCACUUGAUAUCAAUCGCUCGAAUAUCUACAACUCGUCUUGGCUCAUCCAGCUGAACAAUCUCACAGGAUGACACUCUACUACACUCUCUGCUUUGGUCUGCUCAUGUCUGAGCUUUUGCUCUUCACGACGAUCAUCUGUCCCAUGCCAUUUGCCAUGAGAAAGAAAAUGUUUCAUUUCCUCAGCGAAAACCCAGUAGUCGCCAAGGUGCAAUAUGCUUUGAAAAUCACAUUCAUAUUCGUCGCGGUCCUCUUUAUCGAUGCACUGCAAAGAAUGGUCAGAAUCGCUCAGGAGGGAGCCGGCGCCAAGAUGAAGAAUGAGAUGCCAGACGUCAGAACAGAAACGAACUACGCCGCUAGGAAAUUCUACGCUCAGAGAAAUCUGUACUUGACCGGUGCCACCCUUUUCCUCUCCCUCAUCCUCUCUCGAGUCUUCUACAUUAUCCUCGACUUCAUCCACGUCCAAGAAAACUAUUCUACUCUUCAACAACGUACUGCCAAAGCGAGUGGUGCGGCGGGAGAGAGCGAAGAGCUCAGGAAGAGAAUCAAGGAGCUUGAAGCUCAGGUCGAGAGUGGAAAGGCUCAAGGCCGAGAUUUUGACAACCUCAAGAAACAGGCUGCUCAGCAGAACGCAGAGUACAACCGACUAGCUGAUGAGCACGCAAAGGCGACCGGCUCAACCUCUAAUAAGAAACACGACUAGAUAGACGAUCAUAUUUA
Molecule: messenger RNA, 738 nt
Organism: Kockovaella imperatae
Lineage: Eukaryota; Fungi; Basidiomycota; Tremellomycetes; Tremellales; Cuniculitremaceae
Product: B-cell receptor-associated protein 31-like-domain-containing protein
Exons: 12
Coding region: 89-721 (210 amino acids)
Biological process (GO): endoplasmic reticulum to Golgi vesicle-mediated transport; intracellular protein transport
Cellular component (GO): endoplasmic reticulum; endoplasmic reticulum membrane
Source: RefSeq, a predicted model, not a curated record